Molecule: messenger RNA, 801 nt
Organism: Prunus avium (sweet cherry)
Lineage: Eukaryota; Viridiplantae; Streptophyta; Magnoliopsida; Rosales; Rosaceae
Source: RefSeq, a predicted model, not a curated record
AUGUUGAGCCCUUUCAGCUGUGGCUUUUUCCACCCAGAAGAUGUUCACGAUGAACCCAUAAGUUCCAGUCCUUGUUCAACUCCAAGAAGAUCGUCCAGAAGAAGCAGCAAGGACAGCAAAAACCCAUACUCAAGCCGCGGCCUUGACAAGUUCUCUGCACUCUUAGCUGAUCUUGAAGAGAAAAGGCAGAAGAUUUAUGCAGAAACGCCCCCACAGGACAUAUCGUUUGUCCGCUUUGUGUUCAAGGACUCAAACGACGACGUCCCCGUCCCGAUCGUGAUCAAAGUGAAGGACAAAAAGGAAGACCAAAACAACAACAAAAUCAGCAAGCCUGAUCAACAUCAGGCACUGGUAAAAGAAAAGCAUGUAACACCACUCGAUAAAUUUACCGUUGAGCCCUCAACACCCACCAAGGAAGUGUCCCAGGAGCAACCCAAGACUGAUGAUAAGAAGAGGAGGGCGUUUUGGUCAUGGAGUUUCAGUGACAUGAGCUUGGGCUUGUGGAAAAGGCCAUCUUUUUAUUUGCCAGUGGUUAUGGUAUUCAUUUUGGUGCUGUUGACUGUGUUCGGGAGAUCUGUUGCUAUACUAUGCACCUCUAUUGGUUGGUAUGCAUUGCCAACGUUGAAAGAGAGCAGCAGCAGCACAAGAAGAGCAUCAAAGAAAAAAGACCACGUUAGAAGAUUCAGUGACAACAAUAAUAAGACGGCAGCCGAUCAUCAUGGCUUGUCUUCUCCAAAGAGUAGUAGCCCCACCGCCGGUACGCCCCGUUCGCAACAGCACGGUCACCGGAAAAGCUGGUGA